Molecule: messenger RNA, 1688 nt
Organism: Acanthopagrus latus (yellowfin seabream)
Lineage: Eukaryota; Metazoa; Chordata; Actinopteri; Spariformes; Sparidae
Gene: nif3l1
Product: NIF3 NGG1 interacting factor 3-like 1 (S. cerevisiae)
Exons: 7
Coding region: 162-1439 (425 amino acids)
Cellular component (GO): cytoplasm; mitochondrion
Source: RefSeq, a predicted model, not a curated record
CCGUCCAAUCAAAACCGCCGCCCGGAGAAACGGAAGCCGGAAAGGGACAAUAAGCAAGUUCUCGAGAUAGCGCAGCCUCUCUGUCAGCCCAGGAGAAAUGUGUCCGGCAACAGAGCGCUAGUAGACUUCUGAAGUAAAAAGGCAAGCUGAAGUCUCCACUGAUGUUGGCUGGAUGUAGGAACCUUUUCUCGCCCGCCUUUAGAAGACUUUGUACCAGGAGGAACUUGACCUCUCAGGCUGCUGUCUACACCACUAACAUAUCCACCUCAACAUAUUGUGCUCUGUCAACUCCUGGUCACAGCUUCUUGAAAAGCCAACACGCCUUACUCCCCAUAAACUCAUCCCUCCACUUCUCUUCCACCCACUGCCUCGGUCAUAUUCACAGUCCAGGCCUGAUGGAGCUGAAAGAAGUUCUACAGGUGAUGGAGCAGCUUGCUCCUCUGUCUCUGGCUGAGUCGUGGGACAACGUCGGCCUGCUGGUGGAGCCCAGCAAAUCUCGGCCCAUCAAAACCAUCCUGCUAACCAACGACCUUACAGACUCCGUCAUGGAGGAAGCAGAGGCCAUGAGCUGCGACCUUAUUAUCUCAUAUCACCCUCCGCUGUUUCGGCCAAUCAAGUGUCUGGUUCAGAAGGACUGGAAGCAGCGAUUGGCGAUCCGGGCAGUGGAGGCCGGGAUAGUAAUCUUCUCCCCUCACACGUCGUGGGAUAGUGUGAAAGGAGGAGUGAACGACUGGCUGGUCGGGGGACUUGGUAGCGGUCAGGUGUCUGUGCUGAGUCAGGCUGUCGGUGGCUCCUCCCACAGUCACAAACUGGAAUUUAUGGUCAAGAACACAGAGGAGCUAAACGCUGUUCUGGAGGAACUGAAGGCUUGUGACAGUGGGACAACAAUACAACAUUCAGUCGACAGACCGGACAGCAGUGGGAUCCAUGUCAGUGUGACCUGCAGUGACUCAGCACUGACUCCCAGUGUCCAGACCCUGUUACGACACAACGCUCCCAGCCUGUCCCUCAACAUCCUGAAGUUAGAGAAGCCCCCUCUUCCGGGCCAUGGCCAAGGUCGACUUAGCGUUUUGGACCAGCCUGUAACCUUGGCCACAGCCAUCCAGAAAAUGAAGUCCCACUUGGGUUUGAGUCACCUCCGUUUGGCUCUAGGACAGGGGAAAACGCUUGAGUCCUCUGUGUGUACUGUCGCUGUGUGUGCUGGGUCUGGGGCCUCAGUACUGAAUGGAGUCAAGGCAGACCUCUACAUCACAGGUGAGAUGUCCCACCACGAAGUGCUGGACGCCUCGGCGAAUGGAACCAGUGUCAUCGUCAGUGACCAUAGCAACAGUGAGCGGGGCUUUCUGACCGUGUUCAGAGAGAAGCUGGCUGUGCGUCUCCCUGACAGCGUCACAGUGGCGGUGUCAAAGGCCGACCGAGACCCUCUGGAGGUGGUUUGACCCACUUUGAGCAACAGUUGCACAAGUCAGUCUUGUUGCAUAAAAUUGUUGACUGCACUAAGGGAUGUCUGCUUUAAAUUAAUUUGUGUUACAUGAUUGCUUAAAAAAAAAAGUCCAGUGACUGUAAACCAGCUGCGCUAUCUGUGCAACAUGUUAUGAUGAAUAGGGCGUCUUCGGUUCAUGUUGUACUAUUUAUCAUGUUCUCCUGCCGUCGCUUAAUAAAAAUUGAAUCUGGUUGAUCAAAAAAAU